UCCAUUGUCAUAUCACACUGUCCCAGCACUGCUAUAUAUAAAACUGUGCCGUGUGCCGGCUCCAGGAUCGCGGUCUUCUCUGUCCUCACUGAGCAGAGGGCAAGAAGACACCGAGGACCCCUCUCCCUCGGGAUCGGGAUCUGCUCCCUAAUUGGACACAGCUGCUUUUCAGGAAGAAGAGUCUGCCCACUGAGAGGACCCUCAGCAGCCUGCAAACCCCACACCAGGCCCUUUCCAGCCAAGGGGUCUUGAAGGUUGUCGAUCUCGCAGCCAUGACUUUGCCCCACAACCCUGGAGGUGGGGGGGAGCCCCAGAACCCCCAAGCCGUGCAGGUUCACAGGCUGGAGCACAGACGGGAGGAGGAACAGAAGGAGCAGCGGCAGCACAGCUUGCACAUGGGCUCCUCGGUGCGCAGGCGGACCUUCCGCAGCAGCGAAGAAGAGCAUCAGUUCAGCGCCGCCGACUACGCGCUGGCCGCCGCCCUGGCUCUGACGGCCUCCUCGGAGCUGACCUGGGAAGCCCGGCUGAGGCGCCAGACCUCGGCCGUGGAGCUGGAGGAGCGUGGGCAGAAGCGGGUGCGCUUCGCCAACGCCUGGGAGCGCGCCGAGGCCGGCUACCUGCGCACCCACCGGCUGCUGCGCCAGCGGCGGGACCGGAGGGCGCUGCGGCAGCGGACAGAGGAGAAGAUCCGGGAGGCCAAGGAGCUGCGGGAGCUGUGUGCUGGCCGGGGACCCUGGUUCUGGAUCCCCCUCCGCUCCCACGCCGUCUGGGAGCACACCACGGUCCUGCUGACCUGCACCGUCCAGGGCUCGCCUCCGCCCCAGGUCACCUGGUACAAGGGCGAUGUGCCCAUCGAUCCCCGCCUCUUUCCUGCUGGCAAGUACCACAUCACCAACAACUACGGGCUGCUGGCCCUGGAGAUCAGGAGAUGCACCAUGGAGGACUCGGCCACCUACACAGUGAAGGUGAAGAACGCUUACGGUCAGGCCUCCUCCUUCGCCAAAGUCCUUGUCCGCACUUACCUGGGGAAGGAGGCUGGCUUCGAUUCAGAGAUCUUUAAAAGAGCGAUGUUUGGCCCCAGCGUGGAUUUCACAUCGGUGCUGCGGCCCGUCUUUGCCCGUGAGAAGGAGCCUUUCUCCCUGUCCUGCCUCUUUUCUGACGAUGUGUCAGACGCCGAACAGAACAUCCAGUGGUUCCGAGACGGCAGGGCCCUGAGAUCCUCAAGACGCUGGCAAAUCCUCUACGCGGACCGCCAGGCUUCCCUGAAAGUGACCUGUGCCUACAAGGAGGAUGAGGGGCUGUACAGCAUCCGGGUGCCUUCAGCGACGGGGCCCCGCGAGCAGAGCGCCUAUGUGUUUGUGAGAGAUGCUGCAGCUGAGACACCGGGGGCCCCAGGCUCCCCGCUGAAUGUCCGGUGCCUGGAAGUGAACAGAGACUGCCUCAUCCUGACCUGGGCCCCGCCCAGCGAUACCCGGGGCAACCCCAUCACCGGCUACGCCAUCGAGCUGUGCCAGGGCGACUCUGAGGAGUGGGUGCCUUGCCAUGAGGCCCCUGGGAGCACCUGCCGGUGCCCAAUCCAAGGCCUCCUCGAAGGCCAGAGCUACCGAUUCCGUGUGAGAGCCAUCAGCAAGGCAGGCAGCAGCCUCCCCUCCAAGGCCUCAGAAGUAGUUGUCAUGGGCCCCCGCGAUGCCGUCCACAGGAAGACAGAGAUCCCUUUUGACCUGGGCAGCAAGAUCACCAUCAGCAUGGACGACUUUGAAGAUGCCGUGACCAUCCCCUUGCCCCCGACCAAUGUCCAUGCCAGCGAGAUCCGGGAGGCCUACGUGAUUCUGAGCUGGGAAGAACCAAGGCCCCGAGGCAAAGCCCCACUGACCUAUGCCCUGGAGAAGUCGGUCAUAGGGAGUGGCACCUGGGAGACGAUCAGCUCAGAAACCCCGGUGAAGUCUCCAAGGUUUGCCCUCCUGAACCUGGAGAAAGGGAAGUCAUACGUCUUCAGAGUGCGGGCCAUGAACCAAUACGGCAUAAGCGACCCCUCAGAGCCCAGUGAACCCAUCGCCCUGAGAGGCAAGAAAGCCACUCUCCCUCCUCCGGCUCAAGUUCAAGCUUUCCGAGACACACAGACCUCUGUGUCCCUGACCUGGGAUCCUGUGGACGGUGGCGCCGAGCUCUUGGGAUAUUACAUCUACUCUCGGGAGGCAGGAUCAUCUGAAUGGCAGACAGUCAACAACAAACCCAUCCAGGGCAGCAGGUUUACAGUUCCAGGGCUGAGGACAGGGAAGGAGUACGAGUUCUGUGUCCGGUCCGUCAGUGAGGCCGGUGUGGGUGACAGCUCAGCCCCCACGGAGCCCAUCAGGGUCAAGCAGGCCCUGGCCACCCCGUCAGCCCCGUAUGAUUUUGCCCUCCUGCACUGCGGGAAGAAUGAAAUGGUCAUUGGGUGGAAACCCCCCAAGCGUCGUGGAGGUGGCAAGAUCCUGGGCUACUUCCUGGACCAGCAUGACUCAGAGGAGCCAGACUGGCACCCGGUCAACCAGCAGCCAGUCCCCAGCCGGGUCUGCAAGGUCAGCGACCUCCAUGAAGGCCACUUCUAUGAGUUCCGUGCCCGAGCAGUAAACUGGGCAGGUGUUGGUGAGCUGUCGGCACCGAGCAGCCUGUUUGAGUGCAAAGAGUGGACAAUGCCCCAGCCAGGCCCCCCGUAUGAUGUGCAGGCAUCCGAAGUGCGGGCCACCUCCCUGAUGCUGCAGUGGGAGCCCCCCAUCUACACAGGGGCGGGACCGGUCACGGGCUAUUGCAUCAGUGUCCAGGAGGAAGGCUCUGAGGAGUGGAAGCAGAUCACCCCACACCCCGUCUCUGCCACCCACUUCAGGGUAUCUGACCUGCAGACAGGGAAGAAGUACGUGUUCCAGGUGCAGGCCAUGAACUCAGCUGGGCUGGGACAACCAUCGAUGCCCACUGACCCUGUGCUCCUGGAGGACAAGCCAGAUGCCCAUGAGAUCGAGGUUGGCGUGGAUGAGGAAGGCCAGAUCUACAUGGCUUUCGAAGCCCCUGAGGCCCCCGAUGACUCAGAGUUUCAGUGGUCCAAGGAUUACAAGGGUCCACCCGACCCCCAAAGGGUCAAGGUGGAGGAUGGAGUUAACAAGUCCAAGAUCAUCCUGAAAGAACCUGACCUUCAGGAUCUGGGCACCUACUCAGUGACAGUCACCGAUGCUGAUGAGGACAUCUCUGCCAGCCACACGCUGACUGAGGAAGAGCUGGACAAGCUGAAGAAGUUGAGCCAUGAGAUCAGAAACCCAGUAAUCAAACUGAUCUCCGGCUGGAACAUUGACAUCCUGGAGCGAGGGGAGGUGCGGCUGUGGCUGGAGGUAGAGAAGCUGUCUCCGGCCGCGGAGCUGCACCUCAUCUUCAACGAGAAGGAGAUCUUCAGCUCACCGAACCGCACAAUCAAUUUUGACCGUGAGAAGGGCUUGGUUGAGGUGAUCAUCCAGCAAUUGACAGAGGAUGAUAAAGGCUCCUACACUGCGCAGCUCCAGGAUGGAAAAGCCAAAAACCAGAUCACCCUGGCCCUGGUGGACGACGAUUUCGACCAGCUUCUGAGGAAGGCGGAUGCCAAGAGAAAAGACUGGAAGAGAAAACAGGGUCCCUACUUCCAGGAACCUUUGCAGUGGAAGGUCACCGAGGACUGCCAAGUGCUGCUGACGUGCAAGGUGACCAAUACCAAGAAGGAGACUCGCUUUCAGUGGUUUUUCCGGAAGAGAGAGGUGCCAGAUGGUCAGUAUGACCCGCAGACUGGUGAAGGGUUAAUUCGCAUUGAAGAGUUGUCCAAAGAGGACAAGGGGAUCUACAGAGCAGAGGUUUCCGAUGAUCGCGGGGAGGACGACACCAUCCUGGACCUCACAGGUGAAGACCUGGAUGCCAUCUUCACUGAGCUGGGCAGGAUCAGUGCCCUCUCCGCGACUCCACUGAAGAUCCAGGGAACUGAGGAGGGCAUCCGGAUCUUCAGCAAGGUCAAGUACUACAACGUGGACUACAUGAAAACCACCUGGUUCCACAAAGACAAGCGCCUGGAGAGCGGUGAUCGGUUCAGAGCAGGCACCACCCUGGAUGAGAUCUGGCUGCACAUCCUGGACCCCAAAGACUCAGACAAGGGCAAAUACACCCUGGAAAUAGCCGCCGGGAAGGAAGCCCGGCAGCUCUCAGUGGACCUCUCAGGGCAAGCUUUUGAUGACGCCCUGGCCGAACACCAGAGACUGAAAGCCUUGGCCAUCAUCGAGAAGAAUCGAGCCAAGGUAGUGAGGGGGCUGCCAGACGUGGCCACCAUCAUGGAAGACAAGACCCUGUGCUUGACCUGCGUCAUCUCAGGGGAUCCCGCCCCUGAAAUCUUUUGGCUGAAGAAUGAUCAGCCCGUCAAUUUCCUGGACCGCUACCGCAUGGAUGUGAGGGGGACAGAGGUGACCAUCACCAUCGAGAAGGUCACCAGUGAGGACAGUGGACGCUACGGUGUCUUUGUCAAGAACAAGUAUGGCUCCGAGACGGGCCAGGUCACCAUCAGUGUGUUCAAACACGGGGAUGAGCCCAAGGAGCUGAAAAAGAUGUGACAGGUGUGUCCUGGCACAACCUGAGAUCCCGUCUGCAACAACAGCAGGACCAACCAGUGGGUCACAGCCUGGCACAGGCCAUGGUGGGGGAGAGGAAAGGGCACAGGGUGGGAUCCACAACAGGCGGGGAGGAGUGGACGGACACACCAAGUGGAGAAGGAAAGCGCGGCUAGAGUCCUUCGAGACCUCCAGGAUGGAGGGGUGAGCACUGGAUUUGGAAUAGGAAACUUAGAUGUGAGAUUCAUUCCGCUCUCCAAAACCUCACCUCUCUCUCAUCCAUCAGAUAAACACCCCAACCAUCCCAAGAGACAGUCAGAGGCUUCUCCAUAGGAGGCCACUUUGCUCUGCAGAGAACGAUUGGCAGUGUUGAUAUUCUGAGUUGUCACAACUGGAGGUGUCUGCUGUCAUCUAGUAGAUCAAGGCCACAUAUGCUGCUAUCCGAGACGGCUUCCCUUGCAUAGAAUUAGCCAACCUAAGAUGUCAACAGUGCAGAGGUCAACAAACCCUGCCAUAAACUGGUAUAUCAUAGGCUUCCUCUUUUAGGAGAUGAUCAUUUCAGGUCACAUAAGUUCAACACUCAUUUGAAGUGUGGCAUGCAGGCAGGCAUGGUCAUGCACGUCUGUUAUCCCAGCACUCAGGAAGCUGAGGCAGGAGGAUCAAGUGAGUUCAAGGCCAGCCUGAACUAUACAGUUAGACCUGGUCUCAAAAAAAAAAAGAUAAAUAAUACAAAGGCCACGCCCAUGUGUCCAUGAGGGAGACAGAACUGCAUAUAAAUGACAAGAGGACAAGGUAGGAUAAGUUUUAUAGAACAGAUCCAAGUAAAGUGCUACUGAUGGUCAGAGAGGAGAAACGCGGGUCAUCACAGCUGGGGGAAGUGGGCUUUGAAACUCCUUCCCACCAGGGGGCGGAAUUGGUGUGGGCUCCAAAAACUGAGUCCAGUGUGGCUGUGGAGAUGGGCGCUUUGGGAGUGGGCGUAGCGGGGGCAAAGACGAGGUAGAGGCAGGCAGCUGCCCAGGCGGCCGUGGGCACCAGCUUGCCUUGGCGGACCUUCUCGGCUGCUUGCAGACAGAGCCUCUGCCUGGUGUGACAGAUACUGGUUGGCCCUGCUUGAUGGAUCUCAAUGCAAAGCCAGGCAUUUCCCUGCUCUUCAGUUUUUUUCUUUUAAACACUAAGGUUAAAAAAAAGAAGUUAAAGUUGAGGGGAAAAAUAAAAUUAAAAAAAGAACUGGUUGGAGAGCAGAUUAUGGAAUUAUAGAUAUUUGUUGUAAAAUUUUUAGAAAAGCCUUGGAAAUUAAAGGGGAGAAAAUAAAAAUCAUGUGUACUCCCAACAUCGGGAAAUAA
Molecule: messenger RNA, 5932 nt
Organism: Cavia porcellus (domestic guinea pig)
Lineage: Eukaryota; Metazoa; Chordata; Mammalia; Rodentia; Caviidae
Gene: Myom3
Product: myomesin 3
Exons: 38
Coding region: 273-4592 (1439 amino acids)
Molecular function (GO): protein binding
Source: RefSeq, a predicted model, not a curated record